Molecule: messenger RNA, 1119 nt
Organism: Brassica napus (rape)
Lineage: Eukaryota; Viridiplantae; Streptophyta; Magnoliopsida; Brassicales; Brassicaceae
Product: calcium-dependent protein kinase 18-like
Exons: 7
Coding region: 1-1119 (372 amino acids)
Biological process (GO): protein autophosphorylation; intracellular signal transduction; peptidyl-serine phosphorylation
Cellular component (GO): cytoplasm; nucleus
Molecular function (GO): ATP binding; calcium/calmodulin-dependent protein kinase activity; calcium-dependent protein serine/threonine kinase activity
Source: RefSeq, a predicted model, not a curated record
AUGGGUCUCUGUUUCUCUUCACCUAAGACCACCGGACAUGGAACCAAUCACCCGAACCCUAAUCCGCCAAGAGAUAUACCUAAACCGCAACCUCAGGCGAAGGGGAGAGAGAAGGUUUGUAAUAAAAACAAGAAGAAGACGAAGAACAACAAAAUCCAAUGGAGGCACGUAGGAGGGAACCCGUUUGGUAAGCGCAUCGAUUUUGGAUACGCGAGGGAUUUCGAUAAUAGAUACACCAUCGGGAAAUUGCUAGGACACGGCCAGUUUGGUUUUACUUACGCUGCCACCGACAACAACAACGGUGAUCGUGUCGCGGUCAAGAGAAUAGACAAGGCCAAGAUGACUCAACCGAUUGAAAUCGAAGAUGUGAAGCGAGAGGUUAAGAUACUACAAGCUUUAGGUGGGCAUGAGAAUGUGGUUAGGUUUCACAAUGUGUUUGAAGACAAAAGCUAUGUGUAUAUAGUGAUGGAGAAAGAUAGCCGUUACACCGAGAAAGAUGCAGCGGUUGUGGUGAGACAAAUGUUGAAAGUUGCAGCUGAGUGUCAUUUACGCGGUCUGGUUCACCGUGAUAUGAAGCCAGAGAACUUUCUGUUCAAAUCGACAGGAGAAGAUUCUUCUCUUAAGGCUACAGAUUUCGGUUUGUCAGAUUUCAUAAAACCAGGAAUGAAGUUCAAGGACAUAGUAGGAAGUGCGUAUUACGUUGCACCUGAAGUGUUGAAACGUAGGUCAGGACCUGAAUCAGAUGUCUGGAGUAUAGGUGUCAUCACUUACAUUCUUCUCUGCGGAAGAAGACCCUUCUGGGAUAAGACACAAAACGGGAUAUUCAGUGAGGUCAUGAGAAAGAAACCUGACUUCGAAACAACCCCGUGGCCAACCAUAAGCGAUGGAGCCAAAGAUUUCGUGAAGAAGUUGUUAGUAAAGGAGCCGAGAGCACGGUUAACAGCAGCUCAAGCACUAUCACACUCAUGGGUGAGAGAAGGAGGCGAGGCUUCGGAGAUUCCAAUAGACAUAUCUGUUCUUGAAAACAUGCGUCAGUUUGUGAAGUUCAGCCGCCUUAAGCAGAUUGCUCUGAAGGUAAUCAAGAAGACACAACAGAGAUUGUGUUUCAUAUUCAUAUGA